GUUUUGUUAUCUUUUCUAAAUUAUCUUCAGCAGAAGUUUAGCUUGACCUACUUAAUCUGCUAAUACUGGAGGUGUAAUUCCCGUGGUGAGGACUGAGGUUCAUGCCAUCCCACAGUAAUGGAAACCUCUCCAUGGCCUACUUUCAAGAUUUUGUGCUGGAAGGAUUUGGAGGUGGCCUUGAGACCCAGGCCCUGCUCUUUGCUGUGUUCCUGGCCCUGUAUAUGGUGACUGUACUGGGCAACAUUCUCAUGAUCAUUGUUAUCACCCUGGAUGCCCGCCUGCACUCCCCAAUGUACUUCUUCCUCAAGAACCUCUCCUUUGUGGACUUGUGCUACUCAUCUGUGAUCGCCCCAAAUGCACUGGCCAACUUCUUCUCCUCGUCCAAGGUCAUCACCUUUGCAGGAUGUGCCACCCAGUUUUUCUUUUUAUGUCUGCUGGCCACAACAGAAGGCUUCCUCCUGGGUGUUAUGGCCUACGACCGCUUCAUGGCCAUCUGUAGACCCUUGCGCUACCCCAGCACCAUGUGCCAGUCUGCCUGCACUCGCCUGGUGCUGGGCGCCUACUGUGGAGGCUGCUUCAACUCUGUUGUGCAGACCAGCUUCACAUUCCACCUCUCAUUCUGCAGCUCCAACCGCAUCAACCACUUCUUCUGUGAUGUGCCCCCUCUGCUCCAGAUCGCCUGUGGCAAUACGGCCAUCAAUGAACUUCUCUUGUUUGGCAUUUGUGGGUUCAUGAUUGUGGGUUUGGCAAUUGUGAUCCUCAUCUCCUAUGGCUACAUCAUAGCGACCAUCCUGAGGAUGCGGUCAGGAGCUGGGAGACGCAAGAUCUUCUCCACCUGUGGCUCCCACAUGACUGUAGUAACUCUCUUUUUUGGGACUCUCUUUGUCAUGUAUGCCCAGCCAGGAGCAAUUGAGUCCAUGGAGCAGGGCAAGGUGGUCUCUGUCUUCUACACGCUGGUCAUCCCAAUGCUCAAUCCCCUCAUCUACAGUCUGCGAAACAAGGAUGUGAAGGAGGCUGUGCAGAGGCUGGGCCAGAAACACAUGACCAUGUGAUGAAGUGUGUCCCGAAUACUUGAUGGAGUAUAUGGAGGUUUCCCCAGUGGGGUGGAGGAGUUAUUAUUUAGCAGACAUAAACUUCUGUCAAUAAGAGGAAACACUUUAGCAAUGUGCUGUACAUGUACCUACAAUCAAUAAUGAUAUACUGUGCCCUUAAAAAUAUUAAGCAGUAGAUCUCAGG
Messenger RNA from Canis lupus familiaris (dog), 1236 nucleotides. Its product is annotated as olfactory receptor 12-like. NCBI's taxonomy places the organism in Eukaryota, Metazoa, Chordata, Mammalia, Carnivora, Canidae. The record is from RefSeq and is a predicted model, not a curated record. Gene Ontology annotation, molecular function: G protein-coupled receptor activity; odorant binding; olfactory receptor activity. Bases 102 to 1052 code for a protein of 316 amino acids. Gene Ontology annotation, biological process: G protein-coupled receptor signaling pathway; sensory perception of smell. Gene Ontology annotation, cellular component: membrane. The transcript has a single exon.